This is a messenger RNA of Dendronephthya gigantea, 2462 nucleotides long. RefSeq names its product transcobalamin-2-like. Gene Ontology annotation, biological process: cobalamin transport. NCBI's taxonomy places the organism in Eukaryota, Metazoa, Cnidaria, Anthozoa, Malacalcyonacea, Nephtheidae. The coding region runs from base 497 to 1795 and encodes 432 amino acids. The record is from RefSeq and is a predicted model, not a curated record. The transcript has 5 exons. Gene Ontology annotation, molecular function: cobalamin binding.
ACUAAUAUCUUUUUGGUAUUUGAAGAUAGGAUAGUCUGUAGGGUCAAAUGGAUAAGCCGGUGGAUAGUCAAAAGGAGAAUUAGUAAGAUUAGACAAUCCCAGUUUUCUUCAUUGUUGAAGAGAAGCUUCUUCAUUGCUCGACUAAUUUGAGCAACGAAAAUGAAGUAGCAACGAUUACAAGUAUCCAUUUGAUAUUGAAAUAUAAAUCAGCCACUUCAUAUGUAAACCAUGGCACCAUGCUUGAGUUGUUUCAGCACAUUCUUCUGGGAAUUAUACACAUUGCGGAACACGAUCGUCACAAGACGGCUGAACUGCGUCAUUUGUGUCAACAAAAACAAGCUAUUUCAGUUCCUUUUCAGCGAAUCAUUGAUCAAAACCAUCCCAGACAUCGACACAGCUAGACUUCUGAAAGCAAAUUCGUUCUCUCUUCGACGAGUCUAUCUGCAAUAACAAAGACAGUCGCACAGAUCAACGACGAUCUUGUCUGAAAAGCAUUAUGAAUUCUCGAGUGCACUUCGCCGUCCUGAGCUUGAUCUGGUUGGUUAUCCUGUGUGACAAAACGCAUGCAUUUUGUGACGCACCAAGUGAGGAUCUGAGUGCUGACCUAACCCAGGCCGUUGUUCGUUCCUCAGACUGGUUGAGGAAAACAUAUCGCGAGAACACCACGGUCCUUCGUCCCUAUCGAGCUGGGUCGUUAUUCGCAACGCUCAGAAUCGCUGGCCACUAUCCGGACACCUUGCUUUCGGAAUUCAAAGACGGACAGGGCUUUUCGAUCGACGAAACACUGAAAAAUUAUCUUUAUUCUGUGCAACAAAGCCAUGGAAACCUAUCAAGCAUUGCUCCUCCCCAUCUUGGGCUCAUUAUUCAAGGAGUGGUGUCGAUCUGUCAGGACCCCGAGAAUUUCCAUGGCUACGAUCUGAUACAACCCUUGCAUGACGGGUUUUCCAAGUUCAAAAAGCAAGCGGAUUUCAAUAAUUACUUCGGGUAUAGUCUGGCAGUAAUUGCGUUGUGCAACGCAGAUCAUAUCGUCCCGGAUAGCAUCAUCCAGGAGUUGAUUGAAGGCGCGAAAAGAGUUGUGUCGUAUCAUUCAGUCGACACAGACGCGUUAAUUUUGACAGCUCUGUCAUGUGUCAGGACCUCUAAUAGCUCCCUGCAACACGAAGUGGACAGAUCAUCUCAUGAACUUGUUGAAAGCUUAAUUUCAAUGCAAAAUAAUUCAACAGGGGCAUUUGGAAAUCAAUAUUCAACUGCUCUUGCAGUCGAGGCUCUCCAGGCUGCCCGCGUUCAUACAGACACUUAUGAAUGUGAAAAAGCGUUAAGAAACAUACUUUCGUAUCAAGGACAGGAUGAAGAAGGGUCAUUUGGAUCAAUUCUGGCAAAUAUUCAAGUAACUCCCGCUCUCUUGGGAGAAUCACUCAUCAGUUUAAAAGAAUACCAUUGUCCCGCAGCGCCAACACCUUCUCCCACUCCACAGGUGAUCACAGUUAGUGUGGAGCUCGUUUUCAAGGUAGCGCCAGAGAGAACUGAGCCUGAGGUGUCUGUCAACAUAACUGAGGGUCAAACAGCGUACAACGCUUUAGAGUUGGCGAAAUUGCAGAAUCCUUGUUACAAUGCCACGUAUAAACAAUAUUCUUUCGGCCGUUCCAUUACCAGUAUCUGUGAUGUUUCCUCCGACGGUAGUAAAAGUCAAUACUGGUUGAUCGACGUGAACGGAAAAUCUGCCAAGUUUGGCGUAGAUGGAUUGAAACCAAAAGAUGGCGACCUGAUUACAUUUAAAUAUGUAAAACUGAACUAGUUUAGAUAGUCAUAACUGUCAUUGAAACGCAUUGAUUACAGCAAACAGAUUAACAAAAGAGAUUUAAAUUGGAACAGUUACGGAUAACAACUCGUCAAGUGAAAUUAUAGUCUAAAGACGAAGCUUUGCAUGCUUUAAUUGAAGAACAUAAAGUUCAUCGCGACAAAGAACAGUGUUCCGGGAAUUGAACCCAGUAACCGUGUGUACAAGUCAGCUUCCAUUAGACCAUUAUGUUUUCUAUUCUGAGGGCGUUUACGUCAGACAUUAAAGUCUACUGGGUUGCGAAAAUAUUCUAAACUUUUUAUCGAGUAUAACGAGACAUACCAAUUAUGCGGAUAUAAAUUGUCAACAGAAAUGUUUAGCUUUCAUGCAAUUUUAGUCGUGAAAAGUUCAAUUUUCGUAUGGAAAACCAACCGUAAACACGCUUCCGAACACACGGACACUGUUUUUUUACGAGGGAAACCAGAGUGCCUGGAGAAAAACCCUCACCGAAAGCCGGAAUUAAACACAAAGUACACAAGUUUGAGAUUUUAUUAAAACAAAGUCAUGUAUUACAACAAAGUCAUGUAUUACAACAAAGUGUGUGUGUGUGUGUUAAAGAUAUUGAAAUCAAGAGAGAGGAGACGGACAAUUUUGGUCCUAUUUUUAUUAAUACUUCACUAAACGU